Molecule: messenger RNA, 3086 nt
Organism: Hordeum vulgare subsp. vulgare (domesticated barley)
Lineage: Eukaryota; Viridiplantae; Streptophyta; Magnoliopsida; Poales; Poaceae
Product: WD repeat-containing protein PCN-like
Exons: 11
Coding region: 261-2723 (820 amino acids)
Biological process (GO): meristem growth; meristem maintenance
Molecular function (GO): protein binding
Source: RefSeq, a predicted model, not a curated record
CCUCACGCUUUGCGUCCCGGCCAACCCUACUUGACCUCCUCGCGCCGCAAAACCCUAACGAGCGGCGAGCCGCCUCUCUCUCUGAGCAUCAUCACACCCCUCGCCCCCCCCAAUCCCGCCGCGCGCGCCCCCCAUCGCGGCCGCCCCCGAGCCCCCGCCCCGGAACCUUCCAGGACCCGCGGAUCGCCGGAGCAGCCAGCCAGCCGGCGCGCGGCCAUCGCCGCCACCGACGCGCGGCCAUCGCCGCCACCGACGCGCGCAUGGAGAAGCUCCGCAUCCACCGCUGCGGCGGCGGCGCGGUCGCCUGGACGCCCUCCCCCAUCGUCGCGCUCGCCACCUCCCCCUGCGCCUCCCAGGUCGCCGCCGCGCGAGAGGACGGCUCCCUCGAGCUAUGGCUCGUCUCCCCCGGCUCGGCCGGGUGGCACAACCAGCUCACUGUACAGGGAGGCGCCGAGUCGAGGGUCACGUCGCUUGUGUGGGUGCCAAAUGGCGCAGGGGGCCGCCUGCUCUCUUCCAGCGUUGAUGGGUCGGUGGCGGAAUGGGAUCUCUUCCACCUGCAGCAAAAGACUGUCCUAGAUACUAUUGGGGUACCGGUCUGGCAGAUGGCCAUGGAGCCUGCAUAUGAUCAAUUGAUUUCUGGAAAUAAAAGCUCAGGAUGCACUGCCAAUGGCCAUGCAAAUCAUAACGGAUCUACCGACUCUGAAUUAAGUUAUGUUGAUGAUGGUCAGAGCUCUGAUGAUGAAGAUGAUUCUGCAAAGACAAGCUCUUCGUAUCGUGCGAAUGAGUUUCCGCGUUUGGCUCUGGCAUGUGACGAUGGUUCUGUACGCCUGUAUAAUGUGCCUGAAUCUGGCCCACUGACCUACUAUAGAUCUCUUCCAAGAGUGAGCGGACGAGUUUUGAGUGUGACAUGGAGUAAUAAUGCCAAAUUCAUAUUUUCUGGAAGCAGCGAUGGGUUAAUUAGAUGCUGGGAUUCAACAAUUUUCCAUGAAAAGUAUCGCAUCACUGCUGGAUUAGGGGGUGCUGGUAGUGGAAGUGAACUUUGUAUAUGGUCAUUACUAUUUCUGAGGUGCGGAACCCUUGUUAGCGGAGAUAGUUCUGGGAGUGUUCAAUUUUGGGAUAACCGCCAUGGAACUCUUCUUCAAGCCCACACUUACCAUAAAGGCGAUGUUAAUGCACUAGCAACUGUGCCUAGUCAGAACCGGGUAUUUUCUGCAGGAUCUGAUGGGCAGGUAAUUUUGUACAAGGCAUCGAAAGAUGGGUUCAGUGCUCAUAAUGAGAAGGCGGCUGAAGAGCAAAUGCACAAGUGGGUCUAUGUGGGAUAUGUUAGGGCCCAUUCUCAUGAUGUAAGGGCAUUGACUAUGGCCGUGCCAAUAUGCAAAGAAGAUGCUGUGCCAGAGGAGAAGGUGGUGAAGAUACGUCGCAAAGAUGAAUUCAGUUACCACAAGUGGGCGCAUCUGGGUGUACCGAUGCUCAUUUCUGGUGGGGAUGACACCAAGCUGUUUGCUUAUUCUGCACGGGACUUCACUCAGUACUCACCUCAUAACUUCUGCCCUGCGCCUCAACGUCCAUUGAUAAAUCUAGCAAGAGAUUGCACAGUUAAUGGAGACUCUGUGAUGCUUGUCCAGUCUGUUAACUGCUUGGAUGUUCUACUUGUGUCAGUUCAGAACAAACAGGCUCCAAGUACAUCGUCCAGAGGAGAUGCUACGAUACGACAAGUUGUUCAUCUUAAAAGCAAGGGGUCCAGAAAAAUUAUAGCAAGUGCUGUUUCCACCAAUGGAAUGCUAUUUGCCUACUCAGAUUGUGUGAAACCCUGCCUUUUUGCACUAAGACACAAGGGUGGAAAGAAGUUCUCUCUAGAUAAAAUGGAGUUGCCAAAGGGAAUACCAUCUUCUCAGAGCAUGAUGUUUACUGCUGAUUCAUCCAGUUUGCUUCUAUCUUGCAAUGAUGGGAAAAUAUAUGUUGUGGAUAUUGCCUCAAGAAAAAUUUCAAAUAUAUUUCACCCUACAAGAAAGAUCGAUGGAGCAAAAACUUCUUCCAAAGAACAACCUGUCACAAAAAUGUUUGUGAGUGCUGAUGGGCAGUGGGUCGCUGCAGCUAACUGCUUUGGGGAUGUCUACAUAUUUAACCUUGAGAUCCAGAGGCAGCACUGGUUCAUACCGAGAAUGAAUGAUGGUUCGGUUACAGCUGGUGGUUUUUGUCCCAAGAACAAUGCCCUUGUUAUAACUACCUCUAGAAAUGAGGUAUAUGUAUUUGAUGUGGAAGCAAAAGAACUGGGCGAAUGGUCUAAGCGUCAUACACACGAGUUACCGAAAAGAUUCCAAGAGUUUCCUGGAGAGGUCAUUGGCCUCUCAUUUCAUACACUGAGCCCAUUUUCAGUCAUGGUAUACAGUGCAAGGGCAAUGUGCAAGAUUGAUUUUGGAUUGCCAGUUGUUCAGGAUGUCCAAUUGUCAAAAUCAGAGAAGGCAGACUCACAAAAGGCUAAGGACAUUAAAUUAGAGAAGGGAGGCUUACAAAAGGCUACAAAAACAAAGGUUAAGCGGAAACAUCGUGAUGAAGAUUUGGAACAAGAGAAAAGGAAUAACUUCACCUUCUUUGCCUUUAAAGAUCCGGUGCUGUUUGCUGGCCACCUACUGGACAGUUCACUUCUGGUAGUAGAGAAGCAAUGGAUGGAUGUUGUCAAAGGAUUCGGCCCGCCGGUCCACAGACACAUAUACGGGACAUGAUCCAUCCAUCCAUAGUAGUAUUUGAACUUGUGGCCCUCGUAACAGGCAGGCAGCCCAUUCAUUUUUAUCACCGCCAUGAAAUGUUCCCAUCCCCAAGCAAGUUGUCUGGCAUGACACUUCAAAGGUAUAGCAGUACAUAAUGUCUGCUAUUAUCCAUCUGGCGCGAUAGCAGUGCGGGUCUAUUUUUCUUUGGUGGCUUUUAUUUCUUGAGUAGCAUCGUUGUAUUCUUUUUCUUCACUGAAGUAUGGUAGUGGACCCUUCACAGUGCCAGUUUUGUCAUAUACCGUGUCAAAAUGCGCAAAUUUUGUCAUAUGUAAACAAUGUAUCAUCACUACUGUUAUGUCAACAUAUCUCGUUUGUCUA